GCUCCCUCUGCACACCGCUUCCAGUUGCCUCUUCACCUCCUCUAGCUCCAGGGAGGCUGCACUUGAGCCGAUUUCUGGAGUUUCGAGAAAGCAACUCCUGCAAGUUCUACUAGGUUCCACUGCGCAGCUACAUAGGGAGGGGGACGCGUGGGAGCCCUGGGUCCCGGCGCGCACCCACUGAGCAGCUUUCUCCCUCUCUUGCCCUAGUCAUGGAAGGGAUGGAGGACGCCGAGGCCGAUUGCUCUGUUGCAUUCGCGGAGGCUCAGCGAUGGGUGGAGGCUGUAACUGAGAAGAAUUUUGAAACAACGGAUUUCCGAGCCUCUCUAGAAAACGGUGUCCUGUUGUGUGAUUUGAUUAAUAAGCUCAAACCUGGAGUCAUUAAGAAGAUCAAUAGACUGUCUACCCCAAUAGCAGGUUUGGAUAACAUAAACGUUUUUUUGAGAGCUUGUGAACAGAUUGGAUUGAAAGAAGCCCAGCUUUUUCAUCCCGGGGAUCUACAGGAUUUAUCAAACCGAGUCACCGUCAAGCAAGAAGAAACUGACAGGAGACUGAAAAAUGUUUUGAUAACUUUGUACUGGCUGGGAAGAAAAGCACAAAAUAACCCCUACUAUAAUGGUCCCUAUCUCAAUUUGAAAGCUUUUGAGACUCUUUUAGGACAAGCUUUGACUAAGGCACUUGAAGAUUCGAGCUGCCUGAAAAGAAGUGGCCGGGACAGUGGCUACGGGGAUAUCUGGAGUCCUGACAGAGGAGAAUUCCCUGCCCCUCCAGGCGGCCACAGGAGGGACGAUUCCUUUGAAAGCUUGGAGUCCUUGGGGUCCAGAUCGCUGACCAGCUGCUCUUCAGACCUCACGCUUAGAGGUGGGAAGGAAGGUUGCGAAAGCGACAUCGAUUGGGAAUUUACAUUCAAAAUGCAGGAUUAUAACAAAGAUGAUAUGUCCUACCGAAGGAUUUCAGCCAUCGAACCAAAGUCGGCUCUCCCGUUCAAUCGUUUCUUGCCUAACAAAAGCAAGCAGCCAUCCUACGUGCCGGCGCCUUUGCGGAAGAAGAGACCAGACAAAAAUGAGGACAACAGAAGAAGCUGGGCGAGCCCUGUCUACACCGAAACGGACGGAACAUUUUCCAGUACCCAGAGGAGAACUUGGGGUCCCAAGAUGGAGAACUGGCACACAGUCCAAGAAACUUCCACCUCCUCUUGGUGUUUAGAAGAGGAAGAAGAAAGAAUCACACGCAUGCCCAACCUUGUGAAGGACGAUCUCUAUGUGCGGAAGCUUAGCCCGGCCACGCCAAGCCCAGGGAGUUCUUUUGAUCAGUUCCUUCCUAAAUGUUGGACCCCAGAGGAUAUGAACUGGAAAAAAAUAAAAAGAGAGACUUAUAAGCCAUGGUAUAAGGAAUUUCAGGGAUUCAGUCAGUUUUUAUUGCUUCAGGCCCUCCAAACCUACUCUGAUGACAUCUUGUCCUCGGAAACAAAUGUCAAACUCGAUCCUACCUCUGGCCCACGGCUCAUAACUCGCAGGAAGAAUCUCUCACCCGCACCAGGCUAUCGAGCCCACGACCUUGAGCUGCCAGCCCUGGAUCCCGACUUAGAAAAUGACGAUUUCUUUGUCAGAAAAACGGGGGCUUUCCACGCAAACCCGUGUGUUCUUCGAGCCUUUGAAGACUUUAGACGGUUCUCGGAGCCGGACGAUGCGGUGGAACGAGAUAUAAUUUUGCAGUGUCGGGAAGGUGAACUCGUGCUUCCAGAUUUAGAAAAGGAUGAUAUGGUUGUUCGCAGGAUCCCAGCUCAGAAGAAAGAAGUGCCCCUUUCCGGGGCCCCCGAUAGAUACCAACCAGUCCCGUUCCCUGAACCCUGGACCCUGCCUCCGGAAAUCCAAGCGAAAUUUCUCUCUGUGCUCGAAAGGACGUGCCCGCCCAAAGAAAAAAGCAGUAGCUGUAGAGUAUUAGUGCCUUCCUACCGGCAGAAGAAAGACGACAUGUUGACUCGAAAGAUCCAGUCUUGGAAGCUGGGCACUGCUGUGCCUCCUGUCAGCUUCAAGCCUGGUCCCUGCAGCGAGGCUGACCUACGGAAGUGGGAGGCCAUCCGGGAGGCCAGCAGGCUUAGGCACAGGAAGCGGCUGAUGGUCGAGAGACUCUUUCAAAAGAUUUAUGGUGAGAAUGGGAGCAAGUCGAUGAGUGAUGUUAGCGCAGAGGAUGUUCAGAGCCUGCGUCAGCUGCGCUACGAGGAGAUGCAGAAAAUAAAAUCCAAGUUGAAGGAGCAAGAUCAGAAAUGGCAGGAUGACCUUGCAAAAUGGAAAGAUCGUCGGAAGAGUUACACUUCAGACCUGCAGAAGAAAAAGGAAGAGAGGGAAGAGAUUGAGAAGCAGGCACUCGAGAAGUCUGACCGAAGCUCCAAGACGUUUAGGCAAAUGCUGCAGGACAGGGAAUCUCAAAGUUCUACAAUUACGUCUCGGAGGAGGAUCUAUUCCUCUGAUGACAUCCUGGAUGAUGGAGUGCUCCCUCCUACAGUGACUCUGUCAGAAACUAGUUACCAGAUGGAGAGACUAGAAGACAAGACAAGAGCUCAUCCCGCUGAGAUGCCCAAAGAAGAUUCCAUAACAAUUACAUAUAGAGAGGACAGUGUAGCAGCCGAGGUUCAGCUGCUUGCUCAUCCUGUUCCUGAAGAGCCACGUCUGGCCCCUUCGCUUUCUGCAGAACCACGCCAGGCCUCCUUAUCCUCUGCAGAAUUGUACCAGACCCGGUUGCCUUCCGCAGAACCGCGCCAGGCCUCCUUAUCCUCUGCAGAACCGCACCAGGCCUCUUUAUCUUCUGCAGAACUGCACCAGGCCCCGUUGCCUUCUGCAGAAUUGAACCAGGCCCGGUUGCCUUCCGCAGAACCGCGCCAGGCCUCCUUAUCCUCUGCAGAACCGCACCAGGCCCCGUUGCUGUCCGCAGAACCGAGCCAGGCCUCCUUAUCUUCUGCAGAACCGCACCAGGCCCCAUUGAUGUCCACAGAACCGCACCAGGCCCCAUUGCCUUCUGCAGAACCACGCCAGGCCCCAUUGAUGUCCACAGAACCGCACCAGGCCUCUUUAUCUUCUGCAGAACCGCACCAGGCCUCUUCCGCACUACAGCGUCCAUCCUCACUCUCUUCUCAGCAGUCAUGGAGUACAAGAACAGAGUCAACUCGGAUUUCAGCUUCUCUCCCUAGAAGUUACCAGAGAUCCGAUACAGCCAGGUUAACAUCUGUGGUCACAGCGAGACCUUUUGGCACAUCAUCAAGGGGAAUCUCGCCACUGCCCAGAUCCUACACGAUGGAUGACGGAUGGAAAUACAACGGCCACGUCGAAGUUGUCAAGAGAGAGCAAGCUGAUUCGGGCAGAGCCACCGGCCAGAAGCCUGGCUCCAGCCACCAUAUUUCCAGCUCCUCCAGCGAGAAGGAGGCAGCCACAGGAGAAGAUGUGGCCAGCUUGCCCUCCCCCACACUCCCUCCCUCCUCUCUCUCCCACAACCAGGCAGCCUCUUCCAAAGCCACGUUCUCAUCGUUCUCAUCGACGUCUGGUCUGGAUUCAGUGUCUGACUCUGGAGAAGGGAGAAGCUCACCACUGAGCGAAGUUUCCAGGUCCCUGGAUCAGUUCAGCGAUAUGAGAAUCAGCAUAAACCAGACGCCCGGGAACAAACAUGCCUUUGGGUUUACAAUAAAAUGGGAUGUCUCUGGGAUCUUCGUAGCAUCAGUUGAAAAAGGUAGCCCAGCAGAAUUUUCUCAGCUGCAGGUAGAUGAUGAAAUUCUCGCCAUCAAUAACACCAAGUUUUCAUAUAAGGAUACAAAAACGUGGGAGGAAGUUAUGGCGAAUGCCCAAGAAACUGGAAACUUAGUAAUGGACGUCCGGCGCCAUGGAAAGUCCGGUUCACCUGAAACAAAGUGGAUCGAUACAACAUCAGGAAUUUACAACACAGACAAGUCUUCAAGUCUCUCAGUAACAACUGAUUUCUCUGAAAGCCUUCAGAGUCCUUAUACUGAAUCCAAAGAAAUCAAUGGAAUUCAUGAGGAAAGCAGCACCUUUGAUUCAAAAGCAUCAGAAUCCAUUUCUUUGAAAAAUUUAAAAAGGCGAUCACAAUUUUUUGAACAAGGAAGCUCCGAUUCUGUGGCUCCUGAUCUUCCGGUUCCAACCCUCAGUGCCCCGAGUCGCUGGGCUUGGGAUCAAGAGGAGGAGAGACGGCGGCAGGAGCGGUGGCAGAGAGAGCAAGACCGCCUACUGCAGGAAAAAUACCAACGUGAGCAGGAGAAGCUGAGGGAGGCGUGGCAGAGAGCGCAGCAGGAGGCUGAGAGGGAGAACUCCAAGUACCUGAAUGAGGAGCUGAUGGUCCUACGUUCCAACAGCAUUUCUCUGACCUCCCCGGAGCCCGUGGCGGCCUCCUGGGAACACACCUGGAGUGAAGGGUCCAAGUCUGUGGACAGGGAAGGCACCCGAGCGGGAGAGGAGGACAGGGGACAGCAGGAGGACGAUGCUGUGUGUGAGGACCACAGUCGGAAGCUGCAGGAACAGCUCAUGAUUGAGCAGGAGAGGAAAUGGAAGGAGCAAGAGGCUCAGGAAGAGGCGCUCCGGAAGCAGCAGGAGGCCAAGGCCCAGGCCCGGGCGGAGGCAGAGGCCCAGGCCCAGGCCCAGGCCCAGGCCCAGGCGGAGGCUGAGGCUCAGAAACGCGCUGAGGCACAGAAGCUCCAGGCGGAGAGGGAACGUGAAACUUCGGUCAAAAUAUACCAGUACCGGAGGCCUAUUGAUUCCUACGAUCUACCAAAGAGAGAAGACGACUCUUCAGGGUUGCUUUCGGCUGACAGGAGUAAAUCAAGAUCUACUACAGAACUAAAUGACCCCCUCAUAGAGAAAAAUGGAAGCAGCAAAUAUUCAGAGAGAAUUGGGACCACUAGCUUUUCACAAAGGAGUUCUAAGAAGGAUCAAGGCCCCUCAGAAGCAGAGUUGGAGAGACAGCAAAUCCUUCAGGAAAUGAGGAAGAGAACGUCUCUCCACAAUGACAAUAGCUGGAUCCGACAGCGCAGUGCCAGUGUAAACAAGGAGCCUAUUUGCUUGCCUGGGAUCAUGAGGAGAGGGGAGUCUCUGGACAAUCUGGAUUCCCAGCGGCCGGGUUCUUGGAGGCAGUCCCCUUGGCACAGCCAGCCUGCAGGAGUCUAUGCGUCUUCCUCUGUGCAAGACUUCAGUCGCCCCCCACCACAGCUGGUGUCUACGUCAAACCGCACCUAUAUGCGGAACCCAUCGUCUGCGGUGCCGCAGUCUCCAGUUGGCUCCGUGAAGACCUCCCCAGGGUCUCCCUCGCCACGCAGCCACUCCCCUUCCAUGACGCAGUCAGGCUCUCAGCUACGUAACAGGUCAGUGAGUGGGAAGCGCGUGUGCUCCUACUGUAAUAAUAUUCUGGGCAAAGGAGCUGCCAUGAUCAUCGAGUCCCUGGGUCUUUGUUAUCAUUUACAUUGUUUUAAGUGUGUCUCCUGUGGCUGCGACCUUGGAGGCUCUUCCUCAGGAGCCGAAGUCAGAAUCCGAAACCACCAACUCUACUGCAAUGACUGCUAUCUCCGAUUCAAAUCUGGACGGCCAACCGCCAUGUGAUGUAAGCCUCCAUUCGAAAGCACUGUUGCAGAUAGAAGAGGAGGCAGUUGUCCCCGAUGCACAACUGUAAAGAUGCUGUAUGUCUCUUCC
This is a messenger RNA of Apodemus sylvaticus (European woodmouse), 5681 nucleotides long. It is a transcript of the gene Lmo7, whose product is annotated as LIM domain 7. Gene Ontology annotation, biological process: regulation of cell adhesion; regulation of signaling. The record is from RefSeq and is a predicted model, not a curated record. Gene Ontology annotation, molecular function: protein binding. Bases 210 to 5591 code for a protein of 1793 amino acids. The transcript is spliced from 31 exons. Lineage: Eukaryota; Metazoa; Chordata; Mammalia; Rodentia; Muridae.